Messenger RNA from Endocarpon pusillum Z07020, 2634 nucleotides. RefSeq lists its product as uncharacterized. Bases 1 to 2634 code for a protein of 877 amino acids. NCBI's taxonomy places the organism in Eukaryota, Fungi, Ascomycota, Eurotiomycetes, Verrucariales, Verrucariaceae. The transcript has a single exon. The record is from RefSeq and is a predicted model, not a curated record.
AUGACUAACGGACGUCCGCCUCAGCUCGACUCCUCUGAAUUGGUAAAGCACUUGCCUGUUGAACUCACCUAUCCUCAAAUUCCUGUCGCUGCCUCCUACCUCGACCUCCUCUCCCACUCUUCUUCGAUGAAUAUGGCCAAUGGAUCACAGCCUGACCAACAGGAUACGGCUUUGAGCGAGAGCUGGGCCACUCUGAGUGAUGCAGACUACUCCUACGACGACGACCUCCAUUCGGAGACUACUGAUGCUGCCUCACUUGUGUCCAAUAUUGGGCCGGACGAUGUUAACAGCAUUGAUGAUCACCCAAGCGAUGCUGGCUCCCAAGACGCACACAGCGACAAGGGUCUGUCUGAAGGGCUUCCUCCACAGAUGUCUCUAGCCGAAAGCACAAAGACUGUUGGCGCUGAGGAUGUAGCAGCUUUGAAAGGCUCGCAUCUUGAGUCCUCUAUCGUUCUGGAACAGCCUGAAAGCCAGCUGGAAGAAGAUUUUGCCGAAGGAACACAGACCAUACAUUCGUUGACUGAAGAAGAGGCUGCAGACAGUAGAGAACAUGGCUGGGAUGCAGAUGAGCAUGGCGAAGUCAUGGGCAGCGUUUGCAUGAUGAUGUCGAAGAACGAUCUGCGCCUUGAUAGGCCGUUCCGAUUGUUAUAUUGUGGCGAUACAACGGCUAGAGCUGAGAUCUUGGCCAAGAUAGGAGAUGCCUUGCUGGCAGGGCCAGGACCACAGCAAGAUCUGCAUCCACUUGAGUCGUCUCGAUACAAUGUCAUUCUGUCCUCCGGUGCAUCAGAAACGUCAUCGAACCACUCAGAUCUGGUCCGGAUAAGAACGCAGAUCAUCGUCGACGACUGCACCACUGCUGCCUCGAUCAAACACGAGGAUGCCUCUGAUCAAAUAUUCCUGAGCUUCAAGAAUGGAUCACUGUAUUCGUCUCGGUGGGAUGGCAUUAAAUACGAGGUCUCUUCGGCUUCCGAAUGGUCGAAGCCGGAUCUUGCAGUCUUCUUCAUCACUCAUAAGGAUGAUCCGAUAUCGAAGCAGAGAUAUCAGCUAGCACAUGCAUUUGUGACCCGACACGGGGUUCCGUCCAUCAUUAUAUCCGGAAGUACGCAUUGGGCAUGGCGCUUUGAUGACUUGCCAAUAGACUCUUGCACACCUCAUCUGCGUAUCGAAGCACACAAGAGGCACACUUCAGGAGCUUCUUUGACGUUGCGCCGGCUACCUAUCGAUUUGGAGAUAUUUAAGUGCUUAGAAUCGGACCAGUUAAACAAGAACUUCGCCUACCUCUGCAGAAACCCGGGCAACAAACUCAGUGUCAACACAUCUAGCGAUGUGUCAGCAUCGAGCCACAGCAGUCGUGGGAAGAGUCCUAUAUACAGGAGAGAGGCUCAAUGUCAAAGUUUGUCAAAGCAAUCCACUUUGUACUCCUGGUAUGCCAAAACUCCGGUUUUUCGAAUCACCCUACUGGCUGCGGGCGGGCUGAUGUGGCUUGUCAUGUCAGCCAUGGCAUGCAAACUUGCAUUGGCACUAUUUAUGUAUCUCAUCUCCCGUGCUAAAAUUACCUCCGAACUGUCCCCUGCCACAACUUGGUCUCUUGAACCUUCACUAGCACCUACCAUUCCAGAAAGAGUACCUCCUGUCCUUCCGACUGCCGGAGCAGCGGUAGUAACAAGCAAGAAAGCAAUCUCAAAGAGUAUUGCAACGGUGGAGACACCAUCAGUUCUGGAGGAGUUGUUCACUAGCAAAUCCCUUCAGGCUACAAACAUAUCCGAUAAUUUCCAGAUCCACAGCAUUGGCGACUGCCAUAUAGUCGUCAAGACACCUCGUGGUUUCAAGGUCAGGAACAAGUCCGUGCCUUUUGAUCUCGUGGUUGCAAGAGGGUCUGAACUCCUUAAUACGUCCAUCUCGAAACUCUUCGAUGGUGUGUACACAAUACGCGUCGACAGAGAGGACGCUUAUGGCCUGGUAAAUGUCACUAUCAGACAACACAAAUCGUCUACCUUUGAGGAACAUCAAGUUGAUUUUGGUGCCCAGUGGUUGAAGGUGGCAGGGUGGAAGAAGGCUGCGCAGAUAGCCUCUGAACAGAUCCGAUCUGAUCUUGACGCUGCUCGAAUUGCAUUGUUGAUGGCAUAUGACCAUCUAUCGGAGGACAUGCACUUCAAGUCGAAGAAUAUUACGAAGAAAGCAAGUAAGCAGGCGAAGAAAUUCUCUCAGCAAAGUCAGAUUUUCUUCAACACGACGGCAAAACUUCUCGGAGCGAAAUCAAAUAAGCUUCGGUAUGCUACCAACCAUGAGCGGCAAGAAGCUUAUAGGGCCUUGAGCGAACGAGUAGAUCUGGCCUUUCAAGCGCUUCUGGUUCAUGCCCACACUACAAAUGAGCAAAGUCGUGCAAUAAUUGAGAGAAUCCUGGUCUCCGCAGGUCAAGCCGUAGAGCGGAUUCAUCAAUCUACUCCUCAGAUUGAGCUAGAGGACGUGCAAAUGCGAAUGCAGGAGUAUAUGAGGUCUGAAAAGCUGGCCAAGGCGCAAGAGCGUGCCAAGCAGAUGGUGAAGGAUUCGGCUACCAGUUGGAGGCAACGAAGAGCAUAUAGGAAAGCCAGCAGGGGGCCCUGCGGCAAGAGAGGCAGAGGCUGGAACAGGUGA